AUGGUGUUGGAUGAAGUCGAAUUGGAAUUGGAGACAAAGUUGGAAGUCAAACUGGAAUCUAUGUUGGAGUCAAGCUUCAAGUCAAAGUUGGAGUCGAGAUUCGAGUCAGUCGUGGAAUACUCUGUGGGAUUUGAUGGAUUGCGGGUGGAUUGGGGAAGUGACUGCGAUAGUCCAGAAACAAACUGGGAGCAACUAGGAGACGGAAACAACGUGGAAAAGAGGCAGGCAGACAAGAUUGAGAUUUGGGCCUGGCAGGGUGCGCAACCGGGUCGCGCGAAUCCAAUGACAUUUAUAACUUUUGGGGGAGAGGUCCAUCGGUUGCAUGCCCUGCCUGAGCGCAGCACAAGAUAG
Sungouiella intermedia is the source of this 351-nucleotide messenger RNA. The record is from the annotation of a GenBank genome assembly. Lineage: Eukaryota; Fungi; Ascomycota; Pichiomycetes; Serinales; Metschnikowiaceae.